AUGGGAAGAGGAGGAGAUGAUAAUGUUGUUAUGAAAAAGUGUUCCGAUAAGGAGAGACGUGCUCUUCUUGAUUUCAAAGCUCGCCUCCUAGACCCCGAUGAAACUCUCUCUACAUGGAGAUCUGAAGAAGAAGAAGAUUGUUGUAACUGGAGUGGAGUCACAUGCAACAACCAAACAGGUCGUGUCAUCAAGCUAAGUAUUAUCUCUGGUGGCCUUGAAGGUGAGGUCAGCAAUUCUUUGCUUAACUUAAGCUACCUGACUCAUCUUGAUCUUGUCGAUAAUUCUUUUCAUGGAAUUAUUCCCACGUUCAUUGGUUCCAUGACUCGUUUAAGGCACCUUGACCUUGGUUUGAAUCAUUUUAAUGGAACCAUUCCCAGGUUCAUUUGCUCCAUGACCAAAUUAAGAGUUUGGAAAUCUCACCAACUUGCAAUACCUUUACCUUGGAGUUGUUGGCAGAUGUAG
Lactuca virosa is the source of this 462-nucleotide messenger RNA. The record is from the annotation of a GenBank genome assembly. NCBI's taxonomy places the organism in Eukaryota, Viridiplantae, Streptophyta, Magnoliopsida, Asterales, Asteraceae.